Molecule: messenger RNA, 396 nt
Organism: Fusarium falciforme
Lineage: Eukaryota; Fungi; Ascomycota; Sordariomycetes; Hypocreales; Nectriaceae
Exons: 2
Coding region: 1-396 (131 amino acids)
Source: RefSeq, a predicted model, not a curated record
AUGCAGUUCUCCACCAUCAUCGCCACCAUCGCCGCCCUCUCCAUGGGUGUCUCUGCCUCUCCUUACAAGCCAGUUCCGGAGCCGGACGACACCAUCUACCUCAAGGGUGCCAUCUUCAGCGACCACAAGUGCACGAAGAGCACCAAGCUUGCCGACUGGAAGCUCCAGAAGGUCGAGGCCAACCGCUGCGAAAAGUACGAGGAGCACGAGAACAUUGGUGAUGAGUUCUGGACUGUUCGCUCCGUCACCAUCGAUGAACUGAAGCCCGGCUGCGUCCUCCGUGUUUACGACGAUGCCGGCUGCCACUUUGGUGGCAAGAAGAUCCAGCCCAAGACUUGUAUGGGCGACGACAAGUACUACCGCACCUACUACCUUGCUUGCAACGAACUUGCCUAA